UUCAGUCGGUAUGACAUAACAGAGAAAACAUUACCUAUGAAUAGAUAUUGACCGACUUCCGUACUGCGGAGGUCUCCCACUAAAAAGAGUUCCGGCUCCGUUCACCUGUGGUUGCAGUGACGUGACAUUGUCAAGGAUGAGUGCAUAUAGAAAGGAAUAUCUGACAGAAAACUGAGAACAUUAAGUUAUAAACUUUUGUGAGUUUCGGAAAUUUAUUUACGUACAUAUUUGACUAUACGCACAUUCAGAACCCGGUAAAAUCCAACACUUAGAGCACCUACCAUGAACGCGGUGCUUGAUAAAACAUGAUUGGUACAUGUACAUAUUCUUAUGAUAAAACAUGAUUGGUACAUGUAUAUUCUAAUGAUAAAACAUGAUUGGUACAUGUAUAUUCUAAUGAUAAAACAUGAUUGGUACAUGUAUAGUCGUCAGUCGUCAGCACGAAUUCUUGUUUAUCACCGCAUUUACGCGCAUAGAGUUCUCGCGCUCCUUUGAAUGGAGUACAAAACACGAACUCGGGGAAAUGUGAAGUAAAACACUUGUCAUAAUAUAAUGUUGUAAUAACUUGUUUCACAAUCGUUGUAAAAAUAAAUAUGUUUAAAUUAAGCUAAAACACUUGUCAGUGCACGGAAAGGAAGCAAGUCUCUCUCUCUAACCGCUCACGAGACAACGCACGCACGGAUUCUUAAAAAAAAUAACUUUCAAUUUUAGUUCAACCAAUCAUUUUUUACAGUAUGUUUUCAAUAAAAUAUUCAAAGUGCAAAUAUUAAAAGAAGGAUGAAAUGGACAAAAUAUUUUGUUAUUGAUUGACAGGGGAGAGUACUGCGUCGGAGACUGAAAUUAUUAUUGUGCCGUAAUAGUGUUGUCUGUUACCAUGUAGCGCGUUGAGUGUUGUCUGCAACCUUUCAAAUCCAAAAAAUAAAAAUACAAAAUAUUUCAAACUUUUGCUUGGUUUUGAGUACUUUCAACAAUUGCAAUGUCCUCCAAACGAAAACGUGAUGUUGAAGAAUCGUUUUCAUCGCCAAGUUCAAAACAAAUGAAGAUGGAAGAGGUGACGAGGUCAGGGAGGGUGAGAAAGAAGCCAGCAAAGUUUGAUGACAGGGUUGACAUUGAUGGUAAACCAGAUGUUGUGCCAGUAACUACAUUAGUAGAAACUCCAAAAGUGACCAUUCCUGCUCCAGCUGUUGUGAAGCCAGAACCGUUCGAAGAAGUGCCAGUUGCUGAUGAAUCCAUGGUGGAUAUAAGAGAUGAAAUGUUUGAAGACUCUGGCAGUAAAGGAUCGAGAGCUCACAGGCCAAGAAAGAAGUCUGCAAAGGUGUUGGAGAUGGAAGAGUUUGAAGAAGCAGAAAAGAAAAGUACAACAGUCAAAAAGGAAAUUGUCAAGAAGGUGAAAUCUCCAGCAGCAUUAAGUGGUGUAAUCACAGGCCCAUUGACUAUUGCCACUACUCCUGUUCUUAAAAUUAAAGACAUCCCCACCAUGCCGAAGGUGGAGCCAGUUGUGAUGCCAACUAUGCCCACACAGCUCACUCCUCAGAAGUCCCCUGUAGCUGGCUCAUCCAAGUUGGCCUCACCAGGUUCAUCUAAAACACCACCAGGGAACAAAGGCAGUGUCAUCAAACUGCUGCUUAGCUCCCCAACACAGUCAGCACCAUCAGUCUCUGCAGCAAACAUUUCACAGUUAACCACAAUGACUGAUACUAAGCCUCCUGCUUCAGCAAAAAAAGCAAAAGGGAAAGGAAAAACCCCAGCCAGUGUACCUGAAACAAAGGUCACAUCAAAAAUAAAACAAGCGCUGGAAUCUCCUGGACCAGGAACCAUUCAAAUCCAGCCAAGGAUUAUUUCAAUAAAGAAAGCAGCAGCUGAGGAAGACUUGGAAGAGGAUAGUGAGUUGGCUCAUUUGGAGACAGUUGCACAUACAUCUAGAGGAAAAAAGGGGAGCAAGAAAGUGGCAGUGAAAGAUGAAUCUCCUUUUAUGCCCCCACCUGCCCCCUCACCUAAUGUGAUUCAUGUCGGACCUAUGAAUAUCGGACUUGAGGUGAAGCAAGAGAAUGAGACUUCAGUUAAGAAGGGUAAAAAGAGUAAAGUGAAAGGAGGGCAGGCAAAGUUGGACAUGGGUGAAACAAUGAUGCAGGAUGAAUUUGGAAUAGAUCUGCCGGAGAUUGAACUAGGUGGAGCUGGAAGUGAUUCCUUUAUGGACAUAGAUGAUGACGAGGACGGUUUGAUGAUUCCGGAGGAGGAAGUGGAAACGGAGAAACCAAAAAUUAUAAAAGUUGGCAAGAAGAAAAGCCCAAAAGCUAAGGGAAAGGUGCAGCUUGGAGACAUUCCAUCAGCUGAUGGUUCUGAACUUGUGAUGGACCUUGGUGGGGACAAGAAGAAAAACAUUUCCAAAAAGUCUGCCAAGUUUGAUGAUCCAUAUGAUUCUAUUGUGAGUCAGUUAAACAAAAAGAAGCGAGCGCCAACGGCCUACAUGAUGUGGUGCAGUGCAAACAGAUCUGCCCUGGUUUAUGAUAACCCAGGAAUGGACUUUUCAACCAUCAGCAAAACCCUUGGUGAGAUGUGGUCAAAUCUCUCAGAGAAACAAAAACUGGUAUGGAAAAGAAAGGCGAAGAAGGCUGCAGGGAAAGGCUCCACGCUGAUCACUACUGGUAAAGUACAAAGUGCUAGUGCCACCGGGAAGGUUCCCGCUGGGAAGAUGCUCACAGCCCGACAGGCAGCUGCUGUGUCCCAGAAAGCCAACCCUGCCCUUGCUCAGGCUCUACUGGCUGCCAAGCAGGUCCGCACACCAGUCCUUGAUGAUAUUAACUCUCCUGUCAAGGGUUUUGGUAUUGAGCCAGUUGAUGUGGCAGCCCACCUGAAGAUAGUGGGAGAAUCACUCAGCAUCAUCGGCAUGAAGCUGCAGGAACACAGGGGUCUGAUAGCUGUCCAGGGGAGUUUAUCCGUGUUACUGGACUCUAUGUUAUGUGCAGUUGCUCCCCUUAUGUGCCUCACAGCUGUAUUGCCUGAGACUGACGGACUGCCAGCUGAGACUCACCUUAAAACACUAGACAACAUUGCAUACAUUAUGCCUGGACUCUGAUGUUCACAGACUUCAUAUUGUGUAUAGUGAAUACACCCAGUUAAUUGAGUAUUUCUGCGGUCAAUGUAGUUAUGAUCAGUUUGGGCACGGAUGUAAAUCAUAUAACAACAUUGCAUACAUCAUGCUUGGUCUAUAGUCAUUAUGUUCCGAUGUAAAUUUGUAUAUAUCUUUUUGUACAUUUUCAUCAAUCUGUCUACAUUGUGUGUUUAUGGUUUUUUUUAGUAUACAACUACAUUGUGUUGGCAACAAAAUGUUUUAUCUUCAAGGACUCUCGGAGAAGUGGUCAGAUAAAUCUUAAACGCUAACUCUGGCCAAGUGUUAUGAUAACGUAGAGAUCACACCAUGUUUUCUUUUGGUUAAUUGUUGCUCAUUAUUAGGAUGGGUUUUGCAAGUCUAGUAGUGCAAUAGUGCUUUUACCUGUACUUUUUAUCAAACAUUUUUAUUUAUGAAUUCAUUAGCAGAUUAUGUUAAAACUAUUUUGUUAAGUAUAUAAUGAAACACUUCAUGUCUUUAUUCUUUCUUUGUUCCAAUGGAACAUGUUGACUUUAUAAUGCAAAUAAACCAAUAGAAAA
Molecule: messenger RNA, 3648 nt
Organism: Mya arenaria
Lineage: Eukaryota; Metazoa; Mollusca; Bivalvia; Myida; Myidae
Product: HMG domain-containing protein 4-like
Exons: 9
Coding region: 977-3076 (699 amino acids)
Source: RefSeq, a predicted model, not a curated record